Messenger RNA from Chaetomium fimeti, 5732 nucleotides. RefSeq lists its product as uncharacterized. Gene Ontology annotation, cellular component: nucleus; cytoplasm; chromosome. The coding region runs from base 135 to 5732 and encodes 1865 amino acids. Gene Ontology annotation, molecular function: nucleic acid binding; 3'-5' DNA helicase activity; ATP binding. Lineage: Eukaryota; Fungi; Ascomycota; Sordariomycetes; Sordariales; Chaetomiaceae. The transcript is spliced from 4 exons. The record is from RefSeq and is a predicted model, not a curated record. Gene Ontology annotation, biological process: DNA replication; double-strand break repair via homologous recombination.
CACAAAACCAAACACACAGCUUCGUCCUGACGCUGCUCACCAACGACGUCUCCUCGUCAACUAGGAUUCCGCUGGAAUCUUAGGUUCCGGAUGUGCAGUGCUCGGAUCUGGGACGAUUGUCUCAAUUCGACCUCAUGACCCGCAACAAUUUGGGGGAGCAUCUGGGCUGGCUGCUAAACACCAUCAAGCGAUCACCAACCACGGCGCCCCAACUGCCCGCCGCCUCAGACUCGCUCAGCCAUGCUCCUCCUUCCGUCUCAACAUCCGUCCCAUCCUCGACGUCCAACAACUUGGAUUCUCAGCCAAGUCGAGCCACCCAUCCCGCCAACUUUCCGGGCUCUACCUCGACCUCCAUUUCCACCUCCCAUCCGCCGCCUGUGUCUACCACCGGGUUGAGACCGUUGACGAAUCCUACUAAGAGCUCUACUUCGACUUCUUCGGCUCUCACUUCACACUCCCAUCCACCCCCGCUUCCUACCGUCUCGCGGCGGUCUGCAAAUUCCACCUUCACCCCCAACUCUGGUCCACUUCCACAUACCACCGCGAAACGGGAGUUGACGAAUUCCGCAUCCGGGAAGCGAGAGGGACUGGAUCAUCUUUCUUCGAAACAUUCUUCCAAUCGACCGACUUUACUUUGCAAGCAGCAAUUUUUACCUACCCCGGCCUCCACAACCGGCACAACCCCAAUUGGCCCUUUGCAACGCGCGUACUCGGCAUCGCUCGCUCAUGCAUCGCCAUCCAAUACGGUUCGAUCACGAAAACCAUUGCUUUCCCCGAUCCCAGACACCGGUGACCCCCGGAACGCCCGCUCGACGACUCAGUCGAUUGGUUUCGUUGACGUGGAUGAUGACCUUUUUUCGGACACCCUCGACCUAACAGAUUUUGAGAACCAGGACGGUUCCAGCUCAGUCUUGGAAUUUGGCGAGGAAAAAAGGUUGUGGCGUGAGGAUUUUGCUGAGCGCCCCGAGCCCGUCUCCAGUCGCGCUAAGAGGUUGAGGAUGGACGACAUGUCGCAGACACCGAGUGUGGUCAGGAAACAGGGGCCGGCCAACGAGGAAGAUGAAUACCCGGAUAUCGACGACCUUGUCCCCCCUUCGUCGGUUCUGAGGUCCGUCGCCAAACACCGGCCGAAACCCAUCUCUGUGGUGGCAGAAAGUCCCUGCCCGCAGCCCGUGACGAGAUUGGCCUCCCAGGAUAACAAUACGACUGAAAUGGAACCGGCCAGCAGCAUGAGUUGGGAUGCGGGCAGUGGUAUUCAAGCGGUGGACUCGGCUUUGCCUCGCGCCCCCUUUGAGAGUUCUCCUCCAUCAAUGCCGGCCGAGACAUCACCGGAUUUUGUCACAUCCAGCCGGAAGCGCAAGACACCCUCGUCACCUAGUCCCAACCACGACGAAUCCUUUGACGUAGGGCCUACACCUCCCACCCAAAGCAACAAGAAGCCGAAGACAAGGGGUGACACUGUUCUGGAUUCGGAGGACGACCUGAUUGCACCGUCAAUGCAUCAAUCAACUGUGGAUGACUGCCGAAGCAGCCCUGACCCGGUUAGCAGCCAUCAGCCCCCCGACGAGGACCAACAGAUGGAGGUCGAAACGCCGCCCAGCGUAUCGCCCCAGUUGGAGGAUCCUUCUCCCCGUACUCAGAAGGACGGCAUGGGGGAGGAACCCCCUAGCGACCCCAUCGAAGAGGUUCGCUCCGAUGAAGCAAUGCCGUCCCAAGAUACCCUGCCCAAGCAAAAUUCGCAAGGCUCGCGUGAUUCAAACAUCGGACGGAAUAAACACUUGUUUCAUCUGUUCCUUGAACGCCCAUCUGUAUUGGACAGCAAGAUCAUUUUCUUUGAGGACCAGCUGCGCAAGAACAAGGAGGCAUACACCAACUGUCUUCGUGAGAACGCACCAAGGGAAGACCGAGCACGGGUGCGGGAUGCUCGGAACGCGCUGGUGCAGAAGCGGAAGGCUUUGGACGCCAUCAAAGCCGAACACGAAAGCUAUAUGGAGCUCAGCAACAAGAGGGAGGGAUUGUUGGUAGAGCUGGGGAAUGCAUUUGCCGACGGAAUCGACACCAUGGAGGACGAAAUCCAGCUGGACAUGUUGUCAGAGGAGAUCGAAGCCAAGGAGACGGUACUUCUCGGCCAACUAGUCGCCGUGGGCAUUGACGACCUGGAUUUUCUCAAGGAUCCUAACGACUCCAUCGCGGCCCCGGACUCGCCCGCCACCCCUAUCGUCUUUGCCACACAACCAUCUCGCAAGCUCGGCCCGGCAGCGUUGUCAAAAAGGGAUACCAGCAUCCCCGAAUACAACUCCCAGGUUGUGCUGCAGACCCAACAACCAUCCCAGAGCCGAACCCAGGAGACAGCAGGCACCACGCUCGUGAACACGGGCACCCUGCCCUCCGUCCCAUCUUUCUCCCAGGCAUACAGCUCGACCAGGCCCAGCAACCCUCGCACAGACAACACAGACGAUCGGACCUGCAUAGAGAUACUCGAUGAUGACGACUUUGGGAAUGCCAUCAGUGGAGGUCAGAUGGACUUGGGCGGCUCUACUCUGGCCCCAACCUCUACUACAUUUCCCGCUGCCCAAUCUGCCCUGCCGCGGCCGAUGCCCACCAAGCCGGCUAGAACCCCCGGCAAAACUAUGAUGACGUUUGGUUCUGAUCAGUUUGACGACUGUAGUGACGAGGAGGAAAUGGUGGCAGCCGCGAAUAGCUUCGAGCAGCAACAACAACAAUCCAUGUCCAACACGGCCGCAUAUCCUACUCGUACCGAACUGUCCGAGUCGUCGGGGAAUGCCGUGCUGCCACCACCGCGGAAGCGGGCGGCCGCCCAGCCCGUGCUUUCUCAACAACCCAAGGGGUCCAUUGACCCGGAGCAGAUGAAAUACCCCUGGUCCUCCGAUGUCCGCCGAGUCUUGAAGGAUCGGUUCCGGAUGACGAGAUUUCGCCGCAACCAGCUCGAGGCCAUCAACGCUACCCUGGCCGGCAAAGACGCGUUUGUUCUGAUGCCCACUGGAGGUGGCAAAUCUCUUUGCUAUCAGCUUCCAGCCAUGGUCAACUCGGGCAAGACUCGUGGUGUCACGCUUGUCGUAUCCCCGCUGCUUAGUCUGAUGAACGAUCAGGUGGCCCAUCUGACACGCCUCAACAUCCUCGCUGCAACUUUCAACGGAACUAUCAACAACGCACUCCGCAACCACAUCCUGGGUGCUUUCCACCAGCCCUACCCAGAGCAUCACGUCCAGCUGCUCUACGUCACGCCCGAGAUGCUCACCAGCAGCCCCACCUUCCAAAAGGGGGUUCAAACCCUGUAUGAUAAAGGCAAGCUCGCCCGCAUUGUGAUCGACGAGGCCCAUUGUGUGAGCCAUUGGGGUCAUGAUUUCCGACCCGACUACAAGGCCCUGGGGACGUUUCGGGCUGCCUUCCCUGGCGUCCCAGCCAUGGCGCUGACGGCUACGGCUACUAAGAACGUCAUGGCCGACGUCAAGCACAACCUUAACAUGGAGAACUGCGAGGUCUUCACACAGAGCUUCAACCGCCCGAAUCUCUACUACGAAGUCAUUCCCAAGCAGGCGCGUUUCAUCGGGGGCAUGGGCAAGCUCAUCACUACCAAGUAUGGUGGGCAAUGCGGCAUCGUCUACUGCCUGUCCCGCAAAUCCGCCGAAGGCACGGCAACCACCCUUGUGACCAAGCACGGCAUAAAGGCUCGCUACUAUCACGCCCAGAUGGACCCCGAGGCCAAGAUCGAGGUUCAGGAGGGGUGGCAGCGGGGGGAAAUCCACGUUGUCGUCGCCACAAUUGCCUUCGGCAUGGGUAUCGACAAGCCAGAUGUCCGGUUCGUCAUCCAUCAGAAUAUGCCCAAGAGCCUGGAGGGUUACUACCAGGAAACUGGGCGUGCGGGUCGGGACGGGCUGCCUUCGGACUGCUAUCUUUACUUUGCCUACAGCGACAUCCCCACCCUGCGACGGAUGGUCAACGAGGAUAAGGACAAGCUGCCCGCGGAGAAGGAGCGGCAACAUAGCAUGAUCAAUCGCAUGGUGUCGUACUGCGAGAGCUCCUAUGCAUGCCGUCGGGUCCAAAUCCUUCGCUACUUCGACGAGGCCUUCGACGCGGAGGAGUGCGGCAACAUGUGCGACAAUUGCGUUACCGGACUGACGAACGGGGAACCCGUUCUCGAAGACUUCACCGAGUGUGCUGUGGCCCUCAUCACGGCCAUCCGGUCGCAAAAAAAGAUCACUUUGGGCAAGCUGGUCGAGGUCGUGACGGCGAGCAAAAAUGUUGGGAAACACCACGACAUCCCUGGAUUUGGAGUCUGCAAAGGCAUGAAAAACUACGAGGUGCAGCGGGUCGCCAUGGCCCUCCACGCCGAGGGCGCCCUGAAAGACCACCAGGAGACGUGCAUGAGCAACGGCAUCCCCGUUACCAACUACAAGGUAGGCACUAACCCCAUCGAAUACCUCAGGGAGGUGCGCCGGUUGCGCCUGGAGGUGAGGAGGCAGGAUUUGGUGCAGCCGCCGGCGAAGAAGAAGGGACGGGGCGCCAAAGCCAGCCAAGCAGCGUCGGAGGCCCUUGGCGGCGCACGGGGGAGGGGACCCCCGCCGUCCACCAAUAUCUCGUCGCCCGUCUCUGGGCUGUCGAGAGGGCGGAAGGGCAAAUCCGUUCUGGCGACAGCGGCGGAUGAGGAGGAUGGAGGCGACGAGGGCGACGCGCGGGACGACUUCGUGGGUUCCGACGAGGAAGCCGAAGCGGCCUUCUUCGACCCCCCGCCCUUCCCCCAACGCCCUCCGCCCCAGGGCCGGCAGCAGACACUGGACGAGUUGGGACCUCCCAUCUCGCGCGACCCCCGCCUGGACGAGGCCGGCCUGGACGACAUGCACCAGGACAUCGUCCAGGCGUUCGUCGAACGGGCGUACGAGAUGGAGGAAAGCCUCCGCAACAAGCACGGGCUCCGCCGCGCGCUCUUCACCGAGCAGCAGUACCGGGAGAUGGCCAUCCGGUGGACGACGACCGUCGCCCAGAUGUACACCAUCCGCGGGGUCGACAAGUCCAAGGUGGACUUAUACGGCGCUAAGUUCGCCACCCUCGUCCAGCAGUUCCGCCGCCGAUACCAGGAAAUGAUGGGCGGCACAGCCACCUCCUUCUCCGCGGCCGAGAUUGCGCCGAAGCGGCAGAAGAAGCGCGAGGUCGUCGACCUCAUUAGCGACGACGAAGACUACGCCGGCCGCCGCGCCCGCGGCCCCCGCUUCCCGCGCCGCGAUGACGCCCCGCCGGCAGCCGACGAGGAGGAGGAGGCGUACGACGAGGACCUCGACGGCGGCCGCGAUGACGACGAGGACCUCGAGGCCUCGCGCUACUUCGCCGACGGUACCGACCGGCCGCCGUCACCACCCCAGUCCGGGACCGCCGCCGUCGAACAGUGGCACAAGCGCUUCGAGGAGCUCAAGAAGAGCGACAAGGUGGCCAGGGCCUCGGAGGAGAACGAGGACGGCACCUGGACCCCCAACGCCCGCUGGCGGGGCGGAAAGCGGGGCAGCUCCGCCAGGGGCCGGAGCGGAAGGGGUAGCAGGGGCGGUCGGGGUGGUUUUUCGCGCGGCGGCGGCUCCUUCCCUCGGGCCAACUCGACGGGCGGCGUAGCCAAGCGUAGGGGCUCGGUUAGUCGACAGCUCGGGCGGGGCAGCGCGUCGGUGGGCAGCUCGCGGCGAGGGACCGGCAGCGCCAGCGGUGGCAUCCCCAAUAUGCCGUACUGA